AAUCUCUCCAAAGUCCAUUCCACUGUCACUCUCAAACUCAAACAUCUUAUAUACAACACAACAACUCCAUAAACCCUUUAACGCCACUCCCUCUUUUGCUACCACCCCACAUGGCCCUUCUUCACAAGGUGGCACCUUUCUCCUCUCUCCACUCCCCCGCCACCCCAAACCCCCAUUUCCCCCGCCGCCACUCCAUUUCCUUCUCCCUCUCCCCCUUCACCGAGAAGCACUCCACAGAGAGGUACCACAGGGACCAAUGGGUCUACCACACCAACCCAGAGCCCCAAACGACGUCGUUCCCCCUCCCUUUCGACUCCCCCUCCAUAAGGGAGGACGACAUCGCGCUGCAGCUGCCGGAGCUGAGGAACCUCCUCCGCGUGCUCCGGGAGAAGAGGGGGCACUGCGGCGGUGGAGGGGAGUGUGUGCCGGGGAACGUGUUCUUGGUGGGCACUGGCCCUGGGGACCCUGAGCUUCUCACUCUCAAAGCUGUGAGAGUGAUGAAGGGUGCUGAUUUGUUGUUGUAUGAUAGGUUGGUGUCCAAUGAUGUGCUGGAUUUGGUUGGACCUCAGGCUAAGCUUCUCUAUGUGGGAAAAACUGCUGGCUAUCAUAGUAGGACACAGGAGGAAAUACAUGAGCUUCUUUUGAGUUUUGCAGAAGCUGGGGCAACUGUUGUCAGACUUAAAGGGGGCGACCCAUUGGUGUUCGGGAGGGGUGGAGAGGAAAUGGAUUUUUUGCGACAGCAAGGUAUCCACGUGAAAGUUAUUCCAGGGAUAACUGCUGCAUCUGGAAUAGCAGCAGAGCUGGGAAUUCCAUUAACUCAUCGUGGUAUUGCAAAUAGUGUGAGAUUUCUCACAGGGCAUUCGAGGAAAGGAGGAACCGAUCCUCUCUUUGUAUCGGAAAAUGCUGCCGAUCCUGAAUCUACCUUGGUGGUUUAUAUGGGCUUGUCAACCUUCCCUUCACUUGCACAGAAGUUAAUGCAGCAUGGUCUGUCGCCGCAGACACCAGCUGCAGCCAUUGAGCGAGGGACCACACUUCAGCAGCGCACAGUUUUUGCUGAACUAAAGGACCUUUCUGAGAAAAUUUCAGCUGCUCAGCUGGUGUCACCAACACUGAUUAUUAUAGGAAAAGUUGUUGAAUUAUCACCAUUUUGGCCUGUUUCUGCAAAAGAAGAAUCAUGUUUAAUGCAGGCAUGAUAUGAUAUUGAAGAGAAACAUUAUUGAUGGAAAUGAAGGAUUACCUUGGUGAUAGUUGGUUUAGCAUGAAAGCAUGCACAACACAAGGGGUAUCGGUAAACAUACUCAAAUCUAUUCUGGAGAUGUGGGAAAGCAGGCAAGAUGUCUGAUGUUUAUGGAAAUGCAGAACUUCUUCCCUGGUUUUGGGGUAUCUAUUGGAGUGGUUGGCUUAGGCAGAACUGUUUCAGAGCCAAUUUUGAUUUUCCAUGUUCCAGAUUGGGAUUAAAACAAAGUAAUACACAGGUUUCUUGAUCUGGUAACUUAUUCCAGAUCUGGUAACAGAUUUACUCUCAUUUUUGUAAAGAAACUAAUACACAGGUUUCUUGAUCUGGUAACUUAUUCCAGUCAUUGGGAGAAAACUUGUACCAUAAGCUAUUUAGCAUCUUUCUUUCAAGAAGGAAUAUGAAUGUGUUAAGUCAUGAUUUCAUUUGUUCCA
This is a messenger RNA of Cajanus cajan (pigeon pea), 1668 nucleotides long. It is a transcript of the gene UPM1, whose product is annotated as urophorphyrin methylase 1. Lineage: Eukaryota; Viridiplantae; Streptophyta; Magnoliopsida; Fabales; Fabaceae. Gene Ontology annotation, biological process: siroheme biosynthetic process. Gene Ontology annotation, molecular function: uroporphyrin-III C-methyltransferase activity. The record is from RefSeq and is a predicted model, not a curated record.